Messenger RNA from Lotus japonicus, 1125 nucleotides. Its product is annotated as F-box/kelch-repeat protein At3g23880-like. Gene Ontology annotation, molecular function: protein binding. The transcript has a single exon. Bases 1 to 1125 code for a protein of 374 amino acids. NCBI's taxonomy places the organism in Eukaryota, Viridiplantae, Streptophyta, Magnoliopsida, Fabales, Fabaceae. The record is from RefSeq and is a predicted model, not a curated record.
AUGGAACCUCCACCGUUUCUCUGUGAAGAACUCCAACUAGAAAUCUUGUCAUGGCUUCCGGUGAAAUCUCUGGUGCGGUUUAAGUGUGUGUCGAAGUCAUGGAAUUCUACCAUCUCUGAUUCUCAAUUCAUCAAACUCCACCUUCACCGAUCGUCUUCUACAAGAAGAAACACAGAUUUUGCUUACAUCCGUUCACUGAUAACUUGGCCACCGGAAAGCCCUUCUGCCACAACUGUAACAAUCCCUGAUGAGUACGACUUCAGUGGAACCUGCAACGGUGUGAUGUGUUUGUCUACAUACUUAGUACAUGAACGUGAACGUGAACGUGAGCGUGAUGAUUACAUCUCCCGGGUCUGUUUAUGGAACCCAGCUACGAGGUCAAUGUCUCAACAUUCGCCACCUCUACGUUUCACCAGCACUAGCUGCUGGUCUUUUGGGUUUGGUUAUGAUUCUUCAACUGACACCUACAAGGUGGUGGUGGCAGUGAAUCACUCUUGGCCUUGGUUUCGGGAGAAGACAAUGGUGAAUGUUUACAACAUGGGCCAUACUUGUUGGAGAACAUAUCAACUUUCCCAUCUUCCCUCUAUGUAUCCUGAUGGUGAUGCAGUUCAUGUCAGCAACACUCUUAAUUGGGUAGCAAUUCUACCGGAAGAUGGUACUGAACUAAUUAACCCUGACCGGUGCAUAAUAUUGUCAUUUGAUUUGGGGAGAGAAAGUUGUGUACAACUGUCAUUGCCUUAUUGUACUCGUGACUUCAACCACUAUGGGCCUAUUCUUGGGGUUUUGAGAGGUUGUUUAUGUAUUUGUCAAACUUACAAGAAGACACGUUUUGAGAUUUGGCAAAUGAAGGAGUUUGGAAUGCACGAGUCUUGGACUCGGUUGUUUAACAUUACUGGCUAUGAAAGUAUUAUUCAAAAUAUUCGUCGCUGGCCCUGUUUUGCAAUGUACAUGUCUGAGAAGGGUGAUGCCCUUUUGUUGUCAAGAUCGUCUUGGAACCCACUCCAUGCAGUUCUCUGUACCCAGGAAGAAAAUAAAUUAGAAGUAACAGACAUUAUUGCUAACAACAUCGUUGAUUGCUAUGUCAAUAAUUACAUUGAAAGUUUGGUUUCUCCUUAUGAAAAGUAA